AUGAGACGGUGUUUUGUGGGAAGGAGGCUUCUGUCUACAAGGGCACCAGGCACGCCAUUUGCUCACGACUACACACAUACUCCAAUAGCUUACACCCAUAGAUUACCCCCAAGAAUAGAGGCUGAUACAUUCAAGGAUCAUGAAGAUGUCCAAGAACCAAAAGAUCCAGAACCCCAGACCCCAAUUGGUCAGUUGUGGUCAAGUUUAUCAAAUGAUCCAUUACAAGGGAAAUCACCAUCUGAUUUUUUCUAUAGUUUCCCCUUGACAAAUUUCAAAAAAUUGAAGAAACGAACUGAACGUCCAAGGAAAGUUCGAAUGUUGGCUAGUGAUUUUAUUGAUGAUUCCUUAUACAAUCCGAAUUAUGGUUACUUUCCCAAGCAAGCUGAGAUCUUCCAAACGGGGAAACCUUUUGCAUAUACUGAUUUAGAAGAUACAGAUGAAUUUGUUACUCGUUGGAAAGAGCAAUAUGACCGUUAUGGUAAACAACCUGCAUUACAAUUAUGGCAUACCCCUGUUGAAUUGUUUCAACCUUAUUAUGGUGAAGCUAUUGCAAGAUAUUUACUAGUUAAUUAUAAAUUAAACCUGUACCCUUAUCAUGAUCUGAUAAUUUAUGAAAUUGGUGGUGGUAACGGUACUUUAAUGGCUAAUGUAUUGGAUUAUAUACGAACAAAUCAACCAGAGGUUUAUAAGAAAACAAGGUAUAAAAUUGUGGAAAUUAGUAAAAAUUUAAGUGAAAAGCAAAAAUUACAAAAAAGUUUAGCCAAGCAUGGUUCAAAAGUGGAAAUCAUAAAUAAAUCUAUAUUUGAUUGGAAUGAAUUUGUUCCUGAACCUUGUUUUAUUGUUGGUUUAGAAGUUUUGGAUAAUUUAGCACAUGAUAUGGUUAAGUAUGAUAUUUACGACGGUCAACCUUAUCAAGGAUACGUUGUUAUUGAUGAACAUGGUGAUUUCCAUCAAUUUUAUACCCCUGAACUGAAUCAAGAUACAGAAAAUUUCUUGGGAUUGAGAGGGUUAGAGUUUUUAUCAGAACCUUCUGAUUAUAUGAAGACUGUUAAACAUCCAUUAAAUGAAAAUAGAACAUUACAACAAUUUAGAAAUUUCUUGACCCCUUUCAAUAAUGCAUUAUCUAAAACGGAAUUCAUUCCAACAAGAUUAACAAGUUUAUUUCAAGUAUUGAAUGAAUAUUUCCCAGAACAUCAAAUCGUUUUAUCAGAUUUUGAUUCAUUGCCAAAUGCAUCACAAGGUUAUAAUGCACCAGUUGUGCAAACAAUGCUGGAAGAUAAAGCAAUCACAACAUCAACUUUCAUGGUGGAACAAGGGUAUUUUGAUAUAAUGUUCCCAACAGAUUUCCAUACUAUUAGAGAUUUAUAUAUUAACGUUUGUGGUAAAUUGGUCAAGACUUCAAAACAUGCUGAAUUUUUAGAGCAAUGGGGUGAUAUUGAAGGUACCACUACAAAGACCGGUGAGAAUCCAAUGUUAACUUUUUAUCAAAAUGCAUCAUUUCUUCAUAGUUAG
Messenger RNA from Hansenula anomala, 1512 nucleotides. RefSeq names its product type II protein arginine methyltransferase. The coding region runs from base 1 to 1512 and encodes 503 amino acids. The record is from RefSeq and is a predicted model, not a curated record. Gene Ontology annotation, molecular function: protein-arginine omega-N symmetric methyltransferase activity. Gene Ontology annotation, cellular component: mitochondrion. Lineage: Eukaryota; Fungi; Ascomycota; Saccharomycetes; Phaffomycetales; Wickerhamomycetaceae. The transcript has a single exon.